Molecule: messenger RNA, 5731 nt
Organism: Pyrus x bretschneideri (Chinese white pear)
Lineage: Eukaryota; Viridiplantae; Streptophyta; Magnoliopsida; Rosales; Rosaceae
Product: disease resistance protein RPV1-like
Exons: 8
Coding region: 1141-4938 (1265 amino acids)
Biological process (GO): defense response; signal transduction
Molecular function (GO): ADP binding
Source: RefSeq, a predicted model, not a curated record
CUCUCUCUCUCUCUCUCUCUCUCUCUCUGCGACUCUCACCUCUCACCGAGUCAGACUGGAUCCCGACUUGGUCCAAGUUCGAUCUCCAAUCGCUCUGAGUUCCUUCUUCUUCUUGCCCCUGUGACUGUGGAAAUUAGGUUUUGGUGCCCUAGCAACAUCGUUCUCUCUCCUAGGGUUUUUGAGAAAUUUUUUUUUUUUUUUUUUAGGAUUUUAACAUCGAAAUGACUUGAGACUAGUUUGUAUGGCAUUACAUUUUGUUUGGUUGUCAAGAAAAUUUGGGUUAAUGAAGAAACCAGAAUGUAGUGAAGUUUAAGCUUUAGGUGUUAGUUUUUGUAUGAUUUAUGGCUUGGGAUCUUUCCUUUCAUUCUUUUUUUAUUUCUCAAAAGUUUCAUUUUUGUCUCAAAGAAGAAAACUUAACUGCCAACUUACUGGAUAUGAGCGUUUAGGAAAUGGAUAGUUUACGGCUCUUGAAUUAUGAGUUAAUCUUUGGUGGAGCAUACUACUACGUUCCGGAGUCGUUUUUUAAUAUUGAAAUGGUGUUUGAUGUCUUAGAAUUCUUUUUAGUGAGUUAAAGUGCAUUUGAAAUUGCAGUAAUCUUCCUUUUAUUUGAUAGUUGUGUUAGGUAUACUAUUAUGGUUUUCCUAUCUGUUAAUAGGGGUUUGGGAGUUCACUAAAAUCGCUUCAACUUUGCUUUAGUUUUGAUUAGAAGAGGAGGUAGAGGCAGCUGGUCCGGAGACUUGGCUCGAUUUUCGACGGGGUACGAAGAUUUAGAUGGAUUCUAGAUGGAAAUUAAUCGCAGAGGUGAACUCCAACAGGUGAGAACAAUGACAAAUGACUGAAAAGCAUGAUGUUUUCAAAAUUAUUUGGUUGGCAAUCCUACUCAGUGAUACGAACCGAAGGACUUCAAUUGUCACUUAUCCUUCUAUUAAUAACGGGGAACCCGUAGAAAACAUGAUGGCUCCUUCUGGGGAAAAUUGUGCCCCCCAACCCAAAUGCCAAAAUCAGGUGAUCUAAUUUGUAACAGAGGACCCACAAAGAAAAAAGAGUAAAUCUCAAGAGUGUAGAAUCAUUGAAGGUCAGCACCAAACAAUUAAUCUCUCAGCAACCGCUUCUUGGAUCUGAAAACUAGUGGUUACGGAUAUGGCUUCUUCUUCUUCUUCACCUGCUGCUGCUGCUGCUGCUGAUGCUGAUGAUACAAAAACGUAUGAUGUGUUUAUUAGUUUCAGAGGUGAGGACACCCGCCGUACUUUUACCAGCCAUCUUCACGCUGCCUUACUUGAGAAAAAAAUCACAACCUACGUGGAUGACAAGCUUAAGAGAGGAGAUGAAAUCGCACCUGCCCUUCUCGAAGCAAUCAAGGAAUCAGAGCUUUCGGUGAUCAUUUUCUCGAAAGACUAUGCUUCUUCCACAUGGUGCUUGGAUGAGCUUGUGCAUAUCAUAGAAUGCAAGGAAAAAAAUGGUCAGUUGGUUAUACCCAUUUUUUACGACAUCCUUCCAUCGGACGUACGAAAACAACAGGGGAGUUAUGCGUUUGCGUUUGAUCUAAUCGAGCAACGUUUCGAGAACAGUAUCGACAAGGUGCGCAAGUGGAGGGAUGCUCUGACGAAAGCAGCAAAUAUAUCUGGUUUUGAUUCAAAAAAUUUUAGGACGGAUGCUGAUUUAGUUAAGAAAGUUGUAGAGGAUAUUUCGACCAAAUUGUGUCACAAAUCAUCAUGCGGUUUAGAAGACCUAGUUGGAAUUGAAAGCCGCAUCGAGCAAAUUGAAUCGCUGUUAGACAUUCAUUCACAGGACGCUUGCAUCACUGUAGGUAUUUGGGGAAUGGGUGGUAUUGGCAAGACCACGAUUGCUGAUGCUGUGUUUCGUAGACUCUCUUCUGAAUUUGAAGCUAGUUGUUUUCUUCGAAAUGUUAGGGAGAUCUCAGAACAAAUAAAUGGACUAGAUCUCUUGGAAAAAUUUCUUCUUCAAAAGAUAUUACAGGUAAAAAGUCAAUCCAUAGGGUCAAGUAGUGUUUCAAAAAGGCUUAGCCGUACAAAGGUUCUCAUUGUUCUUGAUGAUGUGAGUAGUUCAUUGCAAAUGGAACGUUUAGCUAGCAAUCGUCUUCCGUAUGGCACUGGAAGUAGAAUCAUUAUCACAAGUAGAGAUAGGAGCAUACUUAGACAAACUGUUGAAGAUGAUAAGAUCUACGAGGUUGAGGGAUUAGAAACAGAUGAUGCUCUUCAGCUCUUUUGUUCACGUGCUUUCAAGAAUAAUAGUAGUCCUGGAACAGAUCAUAAUAGGUUGGCAAAAAAGGUGGUGCAUUAUGCUGGACACGUUCCUUUAGCUCUUAUAGUUUUGGGGUCCUUGUUCUUCGAUUGCAAGAGCAAAGAAGACUGGGAAGAUGAAUUGAACAAAUUGAAACGAUUCCCCAGUGAAAAUAUCCAGAAAGUUUUGAGAAUAAGUUACGAGGGAUUGGGAAGAAAUGAGAAAGAGAUAUUUCUGGAUAUAGCAUGUUUUCAUAAAGGGAGGGAUGUGGAUGAGGUAAAACCAAUGUUAGAUAUCCGUGGAUUCUUUGCGGCAGCUGGAAUUAGAAUUCUCACUAAUAUGUCUCUCAUAUCACUUCUUUCAAAAAGGGGAUUGGGAACCAUAGAGAUGCAUGAUUUGCUACAAGAAAUGGGAAGGACAAUUGUUCAAGAACAAUGUAUUGAAGAUCCUAGUAAACGUAAUAGGUUGUUCAACGAUGAAGAUGUCUAUCAUGUAUUGAAAAGUAACAUGGGAACUCCAAAUGUUCAAGCCAUAUUGGUUAAUUGGUCUAAGAUUAAAGAGCUACGGUUGAAACGUGCAGAUUUCAAAAAGAUGUCUAACCUAACAUUGCUAAUUGUUGUCAACUCUGAACAGUUUGGCAAUUACUGCAAAUUAAACGCUUCUCUAGAUCUUCCCGAUUCUCUUCGUUAUCUUUACUGGUGUGGAUAUCCUCUGAAAUCUUUGCCCUCAAACUUUUCUCAUGAAAAUCUAGUUGAGCUUCAUAUGCCCGAAAGCCAAGUUAAGGAGCUUUGGAAAGAAGACCAGAGACUUGUGAAUUUACAAGUUAUCGAUCUGGCAUGGUCCACAAAUCUAACUGAAGUUCCAAAUCUCUCUAGGUGUCCAAAAAUUGUGCACAUAAAUCUUCGUGGCUGUUACAGAUUGGUUGAAAUUCCUUGGUAUUUUCAACUUCUUGACAAGCUUACUCAUCUUGAUCUUGGAGAAUGCACCAGUCUCAAGUAUCUUUCAGAAAUGCCAGGAAAUAUUGAAUAUUUAGAUUUAUGUACCAGUGGUAUAAAGGAGUUGCCCAAAUCAGUUUGGUCUAAUCAAAAGAUUUCUUACUUGAAUAUUAAUGGUUGUAAAGACCUUGAGAAACUUCCAAGCAACAGGUGUAAGCUGAACAUAUCCGAUUUGUUUCUCAUACACUCUUGCACAUCUCUUAAUGAGAUUUUUGAGCUUCCCAGGAAUAUAAGUGAAUUAUUAUUGGAUUGCAAGAGGCUUGUGAGUAUCCCAACCCACAUUUGUAAGUUGAAAUAUCUUAAGUUACUUGAUCUCUAUGGGUGCCCGAAACUUGAAGACUUCCCAAAGAUCUUGGAGCCAAUGGAACAUUUGGAGUCUCUUUGUUUAAGUGGAACAGCGGUCCAAGAGCUACAUUCAUCAAUCGAGUUUCUCCCUGCUCUCAAAAAAAUUGAGCUACAAGGUUGCAAAUGGCUUUCAAGUAUCCCAGAGAACAUAUGUAAGUUGAAAUAUCUUGAGAGACUUGAUCUCAAAGGUUGCUCAAGCUUUUCCAAAUUCCCUGAAAUCUUGAAGCCAAUGGAACAUUUGGAGUCUCUUAGUUUGCAAGGGACAGCUGUCGACAUGCUUCCUUCGUCUAUUGAAAAUCUAAUUGGGCUUCAAACUUUAGACCUUAUGGACUGCAAGUACCUUAAGGAUGUCCCAACAAGUAUCUACAGUUUAACAAAUCUUAGAAGUCUCAACUUUUAUGCCUGUCGGGAACUUGAAAAAUUGCCUUCCAGCUCUGUCGGUUUUCUCUCUUUGAAAGAACUAAUUCUCAGCUACAGCGGUAUAUUUGAAAUCCCUGAUGGUCUCUUUUGCUCAACCUCAUUGCAAGACUUAAAUCUGUGUGGAACCAGGAUUAGGAGCAUCCCUGCAAGCAUCAAACAAGCAUCUCAGUUGUCUAGCCUCUGCUUAUAUGGGUGCAAGCAGCUUCAAUAUUUACCAGAGCUCCCAGGAGUACGUCUUCUUAGAGCACAAGAUUGCACAUCGCUGAAGACGGUGUCAAGUUCAAGGACAGCGCUCACGCAAGGUUUGGAUAAAUAUGAUUAUUUUUGCAAAAUUUUUAUUAAUUGUCCAGAAUUGGACAAGAACGCAAGGAGCAACAUAAUGGACGAUGCACAGCUUAGAAUUAUGCAAGUGGCAACUGCGCCGUCAAAGUACCCUCGGCCUCGUAUUAACGUUGUAUGUCCGGGAAAAGAAAUUCCAAAUUGGUUCGGUGAUCAAAGUGAGGGAUCUUCAGUGAACAUCAAGCUUUGUCCAGACUGGUUUCGAAAAGGCUUCUCGGGAUUCGCUCUCUCUGCUGUUGUUUCUGGGGUUUCAAAGCCGCAGAAUGACUUGAGUGUAAGUGCUAAUUUCAUUGUCAAAUUCAUGGGUGAAAGACAUGAACUGUUCACUUCUUCAUUCUUUAUCCCAAGAAGCAGCCAGAAAGACUACUGUUAUGGUCAGCAUCACGUGUAUGUGUGGAAUAGAGCCUUUAGAAGUGAAGAUGUAGCAAAAAUAUGCUCCCCUGAUGUUUACAAACUUGCCAAUGAGGCCUCUGUUGAAUUCUGCCCGGUGGUUUUAAGAAGAGAACCUGCUUCUUAUUCCCAUAUGAAGGUGGAAAGUUGUGGUAUACGCCUGUUGUAUGCCCAAGAUCCUGAGAAAUUCAAAUUUGAUCAUGUCUGAGUCGAGGGAACCAAGGGUGUGUUUGUUUCCCUUCACUAGAGUUCACUGGAUUAGACUAGACACAAAAUUAGUGCAAUCCAGUGUUCGUUUCUCACAUGGACUAAGUUUAAUGAGAUUAAGUCUCAUUCGCGAAGCCCCCCGAAAACCCACGGACUGCUAAGACCAUCGUCCUCUCUCUGGCGUCUGCUCAACUGCUCGACCAAUCCAGCGUCACCCACCACUCCCUACCGUGUCUUAGUCCUCGUCCUGUUGAACGACCUCGCCUGACCAUCCCACCAACUACCGCGUCCUUGUCUUCGAUGGAGGAAGGUUGUUAAAGCAGGACAAAAAUGCAUUGAGAAGGGAUAAGAAUUCUUUAUGACAACCCAAGUUGAGUGCUUACGCAAGGGAACCGGUGACAUAUCAAUGAUGAUCCUCUCUGCAAUGUAGGAUUGAGAAAACAAUCAUGCACAUAUUAUAUCACACGCAUUUACUUUGGAAUUUUGGGUAAGAUUGUAUUCAGCCACCAUUGCCCACUGAUUCUAUAAACUGAGGCCAAGUAAUUUUGCAUCUUUGUAUCUUUGUGUGAAGCUUACUUAUGCAAGGGUUGUAGUGAAGCAUCUGAGUAACUGAUAUAACUCUUAGUUGUGUGAGAGCGGUUUUUCACAUGAAAUCAUCAUUCUAUUCUUGCUAUGUGCAAAUGUGCGGGGCUGAUGAAAGAUGAAUUCUUGAGAAGAUGAUUGUAAGAUUGAGUAGAAUAUGUAAUUUACGCUUCAGCAUGUAUAGAUGAACUCUGGAUCUCAUUGUUCUGGAA